GUUUUGAUAGUGAUUGGUAUUAUUGUACCACCACUGUUAGCCGUCUUGACCACAUUCGGUAUAAUGGGACUGGCACAUAUUGAAAUAUAUCCCAUUCAAAUGGUCAUUCCAUUCCUCAUACUUGCUAUCGGUGUUGAUGAUGCUUUCUUGAUGUUACACGCAUGGAAUCGACUGGCUCCAGCUUACGAUCACUUGAAUGGUGACGAGCGAUUUCGUAUGAUACCAACUAUGUUUGGUAAAGUUUUGGAGGAGGUUGGUCCAUCGAUAACGAUCACCUCGCUGACGAACGCAAUUGCGUUUGGUAUUGGUACCACUGUCUCAACGCCAGCAAUUCAGUUAUUCUGUAUGGCUGCAACAAUAGCGAUGGUUAUGGAUUUCAUCUUCGAGUUGACGCUCUUCGGCGCAUUACUUUCGUUGGCUGCACGUCUUGAGAAGGUUUGUCAGGUGAGCGAAAACGAUCCAGGCGUUCUCGAUCAACCGCGAACAGAAUCGAUCGUUCUCAUUGUGAUCUUAUUGAGAUCGAUGAAAUAUAAUGCGACUUUAUAA
Molecule: messenger RNA, 546 nt
Organism: Anisakis simplex (herring worm)
Lineage: Eukaryota; Metazoa; Nematoda; Chromadorea; Rhabditida; Anisakidae
Source: the annotation of a GenBank genome assembly